GUUUUCGGAACCUUUAAGAAUACUUUUUUGUUUUUGUUUUUGUUCUUUUGGAACUACUGACAAUUGUCAAGACGAGAAAAAAGUGAAGCAUCGACGAACACAAAAGGAAAGGGAAGAGAAUACGGAUCUCUGCUUCUUUCCUCUCUGGAUUCCUCCCACACAAACUACAGUUGAACUGUUGAACAUACAAAUUUCAUACGAAAUUAGGGCUACUCUAUACCAAAGAACUUGUUCAUCUCAUAGACCGGAUUCAUCCAGGCAAUGCAGUAGUAGCUUCGUAUAGGUACCAGUUGUUUCUGCAGCUCAGGAGGACCAUGUCGAACAAGUUAGCUAUAAUGACAGGGUUGUAUUGUGGAACCUACGAAAUGCAGACUUCUUAACUGACUUCGUACAAAGGAAUGCCCAGUAUGGAUGUUGAGAAGUCUAAUAUUAUGCGUGCCGAAGAAAUUAAAUGCCUAGCCAAUGAAGCAUUUACAGCUCACAAAUAUGUUCAAGCUAUUGAUCUAUAUACGCAAUCAAUUGAACUCAACAACCAGAAUGCUGUAUAUUGGGCAAAUCGUGCAUUUGCACACAUUAAGCUAGAGGAAUAUGGCAGUGCGCUAGAGGAUGCAUCAAAAGCUAUCGAAGUUGAUCCUAGAUAUUCCAAGGGUUAUUACAGGCGUGGUGCUUCUUAUCUUGCCAUGGGGAAGUUCAAAGAAGCACUUAAAGAUUUUCAGCAGCUCAAGAAGAUGUGCCCUAAUGAUCCUGACACUAUCAAGAAGUUGAAGGAAUGUGAGAAAGCGAUUAUGAAGCUUAAGUUUGAAGAAGCUAUUGCUAUUUCAGUUCCUCAAAGGGAUGCCGUGGUCAAUCCUAUUGAUUUCCACACUGUAGGAGUGAGCCCAAGUUCAUCAUCAUUUACUGUCCAAAUGGCUAUAGUAGCAGCAGCAGUAGCAAUUACAGCAAUUGCAAUUGCAACUCUUAGCACAGAAGUUGCCGCAGUAGUAGCUGCAAUAGCAGUGGUGGUGCUGGUAAUCCUGGUCACACGAUGGUGGGGUGGCAGUGAAGUCAGUACCAAUGCAAUGACUCUAGAUGUUGAUCCUCAAUAUUCUGGAGCAAGAAUAGAGGGAGAUGUCAUAACAUUGGAUUUUGUGAAGAAAAUGAUGGAUGAUUUUAAGAACCAGAAAUCCUUACACAAGCGAUAUGUAUUCCAGAUUCUGCAGCAAACAAAAGAAAUAAUGAAAGCUCUUCCAUCUUUAGUUGAUAUAACUGUUCCUGAGGGUGAGGGCAAACAUCUCACAGUUUGUGGUGAUGUGCAUGGUCAGUUUUAUGAUCUCUUAAAUAUUUUUGAGCUGAACGGUCUGCCCUCGAAAGAUAAUCCAUAUCUGUUCAAUGGUGACUUCGUGGAUAGGGGAUCAUUUUCUUUGGAGGUCAUCCUCACCUUGUUCGCAUUUAAAUGCAUGUCUCCAUGUGCAAUACAUCUCACUAGAGGAAAUCAUGAGAGCAAGAGCAUGAACAAAAUGUAUGGUUUUGAAGGCGAGGUUAUGAUGAAGCUGAAUGAAACAUUUGUGGAACUGUUUGCAGAAGUAUUCUGUUGUCUGCCUUUGGCUUAUGUCUUGAAUGAGAAGGUUUUUGUAGUUCAUGGAGGCCUUUGUGGUGUUGAUGGGGUAAAACUCUCUGACAUUAGAGCAAUAAACCGUUUUUGCGAACCUCCCGAGGAAGGAUUAAUGUGUGAAUUGCUAUGGAGUGAUCCACAACCUUAUCCUGGACGAGGCCCUAGUAAACGUGGUGUAGGUAUUUCCUUUGGCCCAGAUGUAACUAAAAGAUUUUUGCAGGAAAAUAAUUUAGACUUAGUCGUGCGAUCUCACGAGGUGAAGGAAGAAGGCUAUGAAGUUGAGCAUGAUGGUAAACUCAUCACCAUAUUUUCUGCUCCAAAUUAUUGUGAUCAGAUGGGUAACAAAGGUGCUUUUAUUCGAUUCAAAGCACCCGAUUUGAAGCCAAACUUCGUGACGUUCUCAGCUGUGCCACAUCCUGACGUGAAGCCUAUGACAUAUACAAACUUCCUCCAGUUCUUUCAAUAGCUGACUUUAACUGCUUUUACACCCAGAUUUUAUGUUCUACACAGGAACCCUAGAAGAAGCUGGUGCCAAAAUGGCAAAUUCAGUACAAUCUAUUGAUUCUUUUACAUACAUUAGUUUUUAAUUGUUUUACUUCUGACUUGUAGUUCGGGGUUUCCCUUUAUUUUCUGGCCGAGUUGGGUUUUCCCUUCAUUUUCUGUCAUUCCUUUGAAUAUCACAAUCUUGUGACUUGUCCUAUGAUAUUGACGGCAGUUUAUUUAGUUACAAAGUUCAGGAGUUGGUUUGCAAUUUUGCCUGCCGAAGAAAGUCAUCUUUGUAUUGUAUUGAGUUAUUAUCAUAUAUUACAUAUGUCUGUAAUGUAUUUUAUUAUUGAUGAUAAUAGAAGAUGGUGAAAUCUUGAAGCCUCUC
Molecule: messenger RNA, 2462 nt
Organism: Momordica charantia (bitter melon)
Lineage: Eukaryota; Viridiplantae; Streptophyta; Magnoliopsida; Cucurbitales; Cucurbitaceae
Product: serine/threonine-protein phosphatase 5
Molecular function (GO): hydrolase activity; protein binding
Source: RefSeq, a predicted model, not a curated record